Messenger RNA from Salvia splendens (bonfire salvia), 1834 nucleotides. Its product is annotated as beta-1,2-xylosyltransferase. Gene Ontology annotation, molecular function: glycosyltransferase activity. The record is from RefSeq and is a predicted model, not a curated record. The coding region runs from base 259 to 1749 and encodes 496 amino acids. The transcript is spliced from 3 exons. Lineage: Eukaryota; Viridiplantae; Streptophyta; Magnoliopsida; Lamiales; Lamiaceae.
UCUGCGUGAUAAAAGAAAAUUUACUUUGGAAAUUUUACUAUUAAAACAAUACAUUGAAAUUUAUAGUAUCUUAUAAAUCCACUAAUAAAUGAUGACUUAAUGAACACUAUGGUAAUACUCAUAAUAUAUAGUAAGCGAGGCUUCACGUGGCAAAAAGGUGAUUGGUAGUGUAUCCGACGUGUCAACCUAUGAUUUGCUAAAACUUCAGUUAGUUAAAUUUAACGGUCUGUGGAGAGAAGAGGAGGCGAGGAUGAAAACAUGCAGAGCAAGAGUCUGAAAAAAAUAGUGGUGGCUCUUUUCGCAUUCAACUCCAUCUCUCUCUACCUCUUCUUCUCCUUCCACCCCGACCACCGCUCACCCUUCAACACCCCCACCGCUUUGCCCUAUUCGCAGUCCCACCUCUCCCUCUCCUUAAAACCCUGGCCGAUUUUGCCCUCCUACCUCCCCUGGUCCCACAAUCCCCACACCAAAUUCAACUCUUGCGAAGCCUUUUUCGGAAACGGAUUCACUAAGGAAGGAGAACAAGUCCUUCUCGGCGGAGGAGGGUGGUUCCGAUGUUACUACAGCGACGCCUUGAAGACCUCCGUAUGCGAAGGGGGGAGAAUUCGGAUGAUCCCUGACAAAAUCGACAUGUCUCAUGGGGGUGAGAAAUUGGGGAGCGUGAUUGGGAGAAACGAAAGCGAGGAGUUGCCUAAUUUUCAAGAUGGGGCGUUUCAGAUUGAGGUGGCGGACAGAUCCAAAAUUGGGAAACAGAUGGUGGAUGAGGAGUUUUUGGAUAAAUUCUUUGAGAAAGGUGAAAUUCUUAGACAUACUGUGCGUGAGUUGAUCCGUUCGACCCGCUUAGUCGAUGCCGAUGAAUUUGCUUGCUCUAAGUGGAUUGAAGAGCCAGCAAUUUUAGUUACUCGAUUUGAAUAUGCAAACUUGUUUCACACAGUUACUGAGUGGUACAGUGCUUAUGUAGCCUCCAGGGUCACUGGCUUGCCUAAUCGACCCCAUUUGGUGUUUGUAGAUGGUCACUGUGAGGCUCCCUUACAAGAAACAUGGGCGGCAUUAUUUUCAAGCCUUACAUAUGCCAAGAAUUUCACUGGUCCAGUUUGUUUUCGACAUGCCAUUCUUGCCCCAUUAGGGUAUGAAACUGCUCUUUUUAAGGGAAUCACUCAGACUAUAGACUGUUAUGGAGUUUCUGCACAUGAUCUGUUGCAAAAUCCUAAUGAUAACAAGACUGCUCGGUUGUCAGAGUUUGGUGAGAUGAUAAUAGCUGCUUUUGGUUUUCCAGUGGAUAGACACCAUAUCCCUAAGCCAAACUCUGGCCACAAUAUCCUCUUUGUGCGACGUGAAGAUUAUAUGGCCCAUCCUCGUCAUGCUGGCAAGGUAGAAUCAAGGCUCAGCAAUGAACAAGAAGUGUUUGAUUCCAUAAAUAUCUGGGCAUCAAAUCAUUCCAAGUGUAGAUUAAAUGUUGUGAAUGGACUGUUUGCGCACAUGCCCAUGAAAGAGCAGGUUCGAGCCAUCCAAGAUGCUUCGGUUAUUGUUGGUGCUCAUGGAGCUGGUCUCACUCAUAUAGUAUAUGCUACCCCAAAUACAGUGAUCCUAGAGAUAAGUAACAAUGAUUACAGGGGAGGGGGGCAUUUUCAGCUGAUAGCACAGUGGAAAGGUUUGGGGUACCAUGCCAUUUUUCUAUCCGGAACAUAUGCACGAACUCCACGAGUAAUUAACAAACUGAGCAACAUUUUGAGUGGCCUUGGAUGCUGAAAGGCAAGUGUUUCUCUGAUUUUAUUGAAGAAGAAGUGUAAGAGUUUUUUACUCUACUGCUAAUGCACCAGUGCUCCUAAGUCUA